Molecule: messenger RNA, 867 nt
Organism: Sturnus vulgaris (Common starling)
Lineage: Eukaryota; Metazoa; Chordata; Aves; Passeriformes; Sturnidae
Source: RefSeq, a predicted model, not a curated record
AUGAAGUCUCCUGGAGAGCUCCUAAAAAGCUCCAGAUUUGCCUUUUUUUUUCUGGAAAAUGCCUUAGCCAAAAAGGCCAGGAUUUGGAAAGGGCCAGUUUUACAGAAUCUCAUCGUGAAGGGCACAGAUAUCUCUCUGUCAGGUUACAAAAGAGUGGUUCUCAGCUCCCAGUUCCAGUUUUAAACGCUCGCCUUAGCACCCAGCAUCUUCAACAGGAUGUUGGCAUCAAUAAAGGCCCAAUUAAAAUAUCUGCAAUGCAUUGCAAUUUCCUGCGUUGUCCUUCAGCAAAAAACAAUGAAGAUGAGGUCUGUAAUACCAUCAGUGCAGAUGCUAGUGGUGCAGAGCAGAUGUAAACACUCUUCAGCCAAGAUCUUGAGAAUAGAAAGAAUUAUACUGGAUAAGCUUCAGUGGGAUCUUUACACAGCAACACCAUUGGAUUUCUUAAACAUUUUCCAUGCCAUGGUGAUGUCCAGCUGGCCCCAUCUCCCACCCAGACUGCCUCAGAGGAAUCCUUCCCUCCACGUUGCACUCUUGACCAAGCAGCUGCAGCACUGUAUGGCCUGCCACCAACUUGUGCAGUUUAAGGGCUCCACGUUGGCUUUGGUGAUCAUCACCUUGGAGCUGGAGAGGCAGACUCCUGGUUGGUUUCCUGUUAUUAUUGAUCUGCUAAAAAAAGCACAGGUAAACAGCCCUGAAUUCAUCCACUGCAAAGAGCUUGUGGAUCAAGGGUUAUUGUGCUUGCAGCCACUCAAUGCUGUUUAUAUUUUCUAUCCCAUCAGUCAAACUGUGCAGGGCCAUCCCAAGGCAAGGCUACCCUGCCUUACAUUACCCUUCUGAAUGGAAGAGUUUCCAUCAAGGGAGGUUUCA